AUGACUAGUAUUUUAUCUCUAUCUAAUCUAUUACUAUUACACAUUAUAUCAGAUAUUGAAGAUAAUGGAGAUAUAGUAUGUUUACUGUUAACUUGUAAAAAGUUUUAUCAUAGUGGUGUUAGAAGAUCGAUUCAAUUCAAAGGAAUAGAAACUAUCAAUAUUGAAAUGGGAGAGAUAUCACAACAGUUUAAAGCAACAGCAACUAGAUUCAACCUAUUAUCAUUUAAAGAUAUAUUAGUGAAUAGUAUAUCAGAUCAACAAGUAAUACUUUCAGAAAAACAAGGAGAAAGCUAUCCAUUAUGGAUAAAAGAUUGUAUUUAUUACACCGAUAAUAGAAUAGAUUCUAAAACUAGUAACAUUACAACAGUAUUGGUGAAUGAAGAUAAACAUCGAGUAUUAAAUUCAUUACUCUACAAGAUACCAUCAAUCGAGACAUUAUUCGUCAACCACAAUGGUACAAUAGAUCUUGGAUCAAUCUCACAGUUACCCAAUCUUCAACGACUAUGGGCUCAAGCGCACUUGCUUAAACUUGGUCACCACUCUUCAUUACCAAUUGAGUGGGAACGAAAAGAUGGUAUUACCGAGAUUAGUGUACCUCUCAGCCUUAGGAUUCUUUCACUCAGUUCUGAAGAAUGUAUACAAAUCGCGACCCCAUGUCCAAUGCCAUUAUUAGAGAAACUAUAUCUUUUAGAACCUAUAGUGAUUGGCAAUCUAACAUCAUCACCAUCAUCACAGUAUCCAUCACUCAAAAAGAUUUCUAUUGUUUGUGAUGACCCCAUUCCAUCAGAUAUUGUGUUUCCAUCAACACUAGAAAAGCUUACGAUUUCAUCAAACUAUUCUGGUGAUACCAGUCUACUUGAACAAGUUGUAUUCCCACCUUCACUCACUCAUCUAACCAUUUUGGGAGAGUAUGACCAACAAGUCCAACCUUUACCAGAAUCACUCGUCAAACUAAAGUGGGAAUUCAACACUAUAUCUUCUCAUCAUCUUUCAACAAUAAUAAUGUCACUUCCUCGUCAUUUAAAAAAACUGGUUUUAUUAUACGAAAUUGUCCAAGGUGGUUAUUUAGAUUUGUCAUCCAACUAUCCACCAUCCCUUGAAACGAUUGAUCUCACUGACAUACAAGGACUUUCUACCUUUACUCUACCACCAACUACCAAAUAUCUAACAAUUUCAAUGUGUACAGAUCAACUACCAUACAUUCCAAUAUUUUCAAUCCAGAAUAGAAUAACAAUACCCAAAGUUCAAUCACAGCAACAACAGCAACAAUGGUUACCAUGCAAUACAACACAUCUAAAUUGUAGAAUGACUUUUUCUCAUUCAAAAUGGUCAUUAAGAUUAGAUGAAAUAAUCAAUCAUACCAAUGUUAGAUAUUUGACUCUCUUUAUGACCAACAACAACACUAUUAUUUUACAAUUUUCAAUUCAAAGAUUAGACAUGGAUAAUAGAAAUGUAUUGGUAUUGGAAAGACAAUCACUUACAGGUGGAAUCAUCACUCAGAAAAGAAAUGAAAAUACAAAUACAAAUACAAAUAUUAAUCAACAACAACAACAACAACAACAACAAGAAGAAGAAUAUGUUCCUAUUUAUUUAAAUUUUAAUUCAAAUUCUCUAUUUGAAUUUAAUUGGAGCUUUCUUAAACCAAACAACAAUAAUAAUUCUUGA
Molecule: messenger RNA, 1665 nt
Organism: Cavenderia fasciculata
Lineage: Eukaryota; Evosea; Eumycetozoa; Acytosteliales; Cavenderiaceae
Exons: 2
Coding region: 1-1665 (554 amino acids)
Source: RefSeq, a predicted model, not a curated record